AUGAGCCUCCGCCGAGUGGAAAUUGCGGUGCGGGUGCGCACUCCCGACUGCCCGCCUGACGCAUCAUGCAUUUCACUGGAUGCCAAGACGCGGCACAUCCAUGUAGAAGACGUGUCCGGCGGCACCACCGGCAGCAGUCGCCGCUCGUACAAGGAAGAUUUCAUCUUCGACGAGCACGUCAGCAACAGGGCGAUUUUCGAUGAAUUGGUGCUGAAGAAGAUGCAAUCUACCUCCCCGGAGCGCCCCGACACGCUGUGCUUUCUGGCGUAUGGCCACACGAGCAGCGGCAAGACGUACUCCAUCGCCGGCAGCGACGAGGAGCCAGGCAUCCUGCGGCUCUGUGUGGAGGAGCUCCUUCGACGGGAGGGCGUGGUCGAGGUGGCGAUGUUGGAGGUAUACAUGGACAGCGUGAACGACUUGCUGGCAGAAGGACAGGCGCGGCAGAUACGUCGCCGUCAAGGCCCACAAGGCCCGAUUAUUGUGGUCGAGGAUCUCACCACCUGCUCCCUCACCGCCGUCGAGCAGUGGCACGCGGUGUCUGCCUACGGCAUGCAGUCCCGCCGUACCGCCGCGACGGAGCGCAACGCGCGGAGCAGCCGCAGCCACGCCAUGUUCACCAUCAAGAGUCGCAGCGUGCGGCUGUGCCUCGUCGACCUCGCCGGCAGCGAGCGACAAACGGUCUUCUCCCCGCAGCUGAACCGUGAGAGCAUCAGCAUCAACAAAUCACUCUCGCGGCUGAGCACCGUGUUGGAGGCGCUGAGCAGCCAGCGAGUCGCCGAGGACGGGAAGCGCUCGUACGUCAACUUCCGCGACACCACCCUCACCGUGCUGCUGCAGCGGUACCUGACGGGGGCCUCGCUCACUACUUUUCUUGCCUGCGUGCACCCCAGCGUGCGCAACUACCAGGAGACGCUGAGCACGCUGCGCUACACCCAGCGACUGAAGCGCAUCCGCACCCGCGGCGCUGCGGCACACGUGGAGGAGUGGAGCGGGCUGAAGCCGGCAGCGAACCAGGAACUGCUGGAUGAGCUGAUGCGUCUACGCGAGCAGGUGCGGCUAAACGAGAGUACCUCAAAACUGGUGGAGGCGGUUCAGCAGCGUCGCAUCGCGGAGCUCGAGCACACACUCGCCGCCCAGCAGCAGGCUGCAUCGAUCUCUCCUCCUUCAAAUGGCGCUCACGGCGGGGCGGCGGUAGUGCCACAUGGCGGACCGUCUUCACUCAUUACUUCCAGCGCCAACGACCGUGUACGUGACACGCGUCGCGUGGCGGGAUGGCUCCUCAGCCGUGUGCUGGGCGAGCUGCCCGAGCUGAACGUGGGCUACGACGACUACUUCGACCGCUUCUUCCCCCCGUCCGUUCAGGUCAUCGGGUACGUUUCGACGAUGGCCGGUCUCGUGCCCCGCACCGCCGAUGCCGACCCGCUCGCCUUUUUAGACGUCGGCGACCUCGCGAUGGGGCUGUCGAUGCUGGACGCCGGCAUCCCCCCGUUUGUGCGGCUGCACAAGGCUGGCUGCGCCGACCCCGCGAGGUGGGAGAGCCACGAGUGGGACGCGGCACACAGCGUCGUGUACGUGCUGGCCUUUUUCGAGUACCACCCGACGGCCAUGACCUUCCUGACCGGGGAGGCGGCGAGUGAGGGGGAAGUGCUGCCGUGCUGUGGCGGCUUCGUCGUGUCGUCGCCGUUGCUGCCCAUCGCGACGGUGCUCUGCGUACCGGCCACCGCCUCCCGCCCCGUGAAGGAAGACGUGCUACAGCGUCUCAUUGACCUGCAGUGUGAGCAGCAGGAGGCAGUGAAGGAGCAGGCGGGCGGGUCGGCGGCUUCUUCCUCUUCUCGUUCUUCCCCGUUAUCGACGUCGCGGUCCGACCCCGAGCACGUGCUACCCCUUGCCGCCGAGUUGCUUGAUGCGUCCUUGCUAAGGGCGGCAAGAGAGGAAAGCGGUGAAGAUGGCGGCGAGAACGCAGGAGCCAACGUGGACGGCUCGCUGCUCGCGCAGGAGGUGCGGAGGCAGGCCGCGGACACGUCGCACCUCGUCACCCCUUUCAAGGAGUCGAGUACCACCGGUGGCAGCAGUCGGUCAACGUCUUCGUCAUCGUCUUCUUGCUGUGCUGAGGACAGAAAGCCUGGAGUGGCGGAUGUUCGCCGAGAUCUGCUGCCGCAUUUUGGGCCGACAACCCACCGCGCCGCCAAGAACGUCCCACCUCCGCUCUUCCCUCCUCCGAGUGCGCUGGUUGCGGACGAGCCCACCGUGCAGACCGGCACGUCGCUCCUCGCUGCUGCAGCGGCAGAAGGCAGACGGUCACGACAGCCGUUCGUGAAGGUGGCACCGCCAUCGUUGCCCGCAGAGCGAAGUGCUCGAAAGAAACCCACCAAGCCGCCGCCUCCGAAGUCUCCAUCGUCGCUGCUGGCUGCGCCGCCUGCGCUCUCGAAGAAGCAGCGGGUGGAGAAGGGGAACGGCGACAAAACGGCCGGAGCCAACGGCUGCCAAGGCUGCCAUGUGAUUUAA
Leptomonas pyrrhocoris is the source of this 2505-nucleotide messenger RNA. RefSeq names its product putative kinesin. The coding region runs from base 1 to 2505 and encodes 834 amino acids. The record is from RefSeq and is a predicted model, not a curated record. The transcript has a single exon. Gene Ontology annotation, molecular function: microtubule binding; ATP hydrolysis activity; ATP binding. Gene Ontology annotation, cellular component: kinesin complex; microtubule. Gene Ontology annotation, biological process: microtubule-based movement. NCBI's taxonomy places the organism in Eukaryota, Euglenozoa, Kinetoplastea, Trypanosomatida, Trypanosomatidae.